GCAACACUUGAAACUGUGCAUUCUGAAAUAUUUUGUAAACGCCAAACCCGAUAAGUAUGGCUGCUUUUAAAUCGUGACACAAAUGAGCGGCUGUGAUUGAAAAACACUUUUGGUCGGGCUCUGGAUUCCAAAAUCAAGAUGCAGAUAAAUUUGGUAAAGGUCACUAGAGCAACUCGAUAUGGUCACGAAAGGAUUUUUGUUGUGAUUCUAUUUGUAUAAACCUUUCGAUUGACAAGCAAGCUUUUGAUCAGGAUGCAGAAUUUACCAAAAUGACGCAACUCAAUCGAUCGGAAUGAAAACAGACAAAUCAGACUGGAUCCAAUUUUUUUUUUUUUUUUAAACAUGCACAUGACUCAGAAACAGAUUUUGUUUGUAGUGUAGCUUGUUCUGCAUCCUUGGAACAUAUUUUUCAUGAACAAAUUGACAUUUCAUUCAGUAGUGCUGCAUAUGAUUACAUAACACGUAUAAGUCAAUUCAAACACUCCGGGUUUAAUCAUUCUCUGUCCAGUUUAAAGUUCUGCACCAAUUUUCUGCGUAUCGCUUGUUUGCAUUGAAUGACUGCAUCAGUCGUGAAGUGCUUUCCCCGUCGGCUGCGCGUGCGCGUAUCUGGUUAAUGUGUCUCGUCGGCAAAACUCGAGCUUCAAACGGGACACACAAACAAACAAAGCGAAAAAAAAGAAUUCCGGACUAAACUGGUAAUGUACACUGACAACGCACUCAUUCGUCUUGAAAGGUGAGGGGCGCAGUUGUUGCGUAAGCCGCCCUUUGCCAAUCAGAGCGUCUCUGGCUUCGAACCCUCCCCUGGCUGCCGUGGAUUUAAACAAGAGUUCUGGUCCAAAUUAACGCCUGCCUCAACCCGCCAAAGUCUGAGCAGUCAGGGGUCCACACAGCUCUCGGAAUAUGGCACCCGUAAAGAAGGGAAUCUUGGAGCGCCUCAACGCCGGGGAGGUUGUGAUCGGAGACGGCGGCUUCGUGUUCGCCCUGGAGAAGAGGGGCUACGUGAAGGCGGGUCCUUGGACCCCCGAAGCCGCCGCCGAGCACCCCGAAGCAGUGCGCCAGCUGCACAGGGAGUUCUUGAGGGCGGGGUCCAACGUUAUGCAGACCUUCACCUUCUACGCCAGUGACGACAAGCUGGAGAACAGGGGCAACAAGCUCAGCUACACCGGCGCCCAAAUCAACGAGGCCGCCUGCGAUCUGGCCCGCGAGGUGGCCAACGAGGGCGACGCCUUAGUGGCGGGAGGCGUGUCUCAGACGCCAUCUUACCUGAGCUGCAAAAGCGAGACCGAGGUCAAGGCCAUCUUCAAGAAGCAACUGGACGUUUUCAUCAAGAAGAACGUGGACUUCCUGAUUGCCGAGUACUUUGAGCACGUCGAGGAAGCCGUGUGGGCCGUGGAGGUGCUGAAGGGGACGGGGAAGCCGGUGGCCGCUUCUUUGUGCAUCGGGCCACAAGGCGACAUGCACGGCGUCUCACCCGGAGAGUGCGCUGUCAGGCUGGUCAAAGCUGGUGCUCAGAUCGUGGGUGUCAACUGCCACUUCGACCCGCUGACCUGUGUGGAGACCGUCAAGAUGAUGAAGGCGGGCGUGGAGAAGGCCGGCCUGAAGGCUCACUACAUGGCGCAGCCUCUGGCCUACCACACCCCCGACUGCAACUGCCAGGGAUUCAUCGACCUGCCAGAAUUCCCCUUCGCUCUGGAGCCCAGGAUCCUUACCCGCUGGGACAUGCACAAGUACGCCAGGGAGGCCUACAACGCCGGCAUCCGAUUCAUCGGCGGCUGCUGCGGAUACGAGCCGUACCACAUCAGGGCCGUGGCGGAGGAGCUGGCGGUCGAGAGGGGAAUUCUGCCCGCUGGAUCCGAGAAACACGGCAUGUGGGGAACCGGUCUGGAGAUGCACACCAAACCCUGGGUCAGAGCCAGAGCCCGCCGUGACUACUGGGAGAACCUGAAGCCGGCUUCUGGCCGUCCAUUGUGUUCCUCCGUAUCCACCCCGGCCAGCUGGGGUGUCACCAAAGGCAGCACCGACCUCAUGCAGCAGAAAGAAGCCACAACUAAGCAACAACUCAAGGAUCUGUUUGACCGCUCAAAGAGCCACUGAAUUUAACUAGCGUCCCCCCCCCUCCCCCCCCCCACUCAGACCUGACGGCAAAGAUUCACGUAAACAGCCGCGGACUGACACGGGUGUGAAAACAUCACAAUUUUCACCCUGGUGACCACUCAGGGGCCUGAUCCUCGCUUGAAAUUGGCACUGUUGUGUUCAUCUUUUGAAUAUAAACUGAGUCGAGUUUAUGUGAAGCCACAGUGGCAGCUCGGGUUUGGCGCAAGCCCCUUUAAGAUCUGGACAUUUUAUUUUCCAAGAUACAGGACAACUUUGUAAAAUAAAAACAGACCUAAUGCAACGUGAAUUGGUGUCUGGACU
Molecule: messenger RNA, 2415 nt
Organism: Syngnathoides biaculeatus (alligator pipefish)
Lineage: Eukaryota; Metazoa; Chordata; Actinopteri; Syngnathiformes; Syngnathidae
Product: betaine--homocysteine S-methyltransferase 1-like
Exons: 8
Coding region: 901-2094 (397 amino acids)
Molecular function (GO): betaine-homocysteine S-methyltransferase activity; zinc ion binding
Source: RefSeq, a predicted model, not a curated record